CGUUACUCGUGCUGGUUUAGAACUAACAGGAAACUGAGGUUUAUUAUUGUAUAAAGUAGGAGUAAACAAAAAAUUUGCAAAAAUGGUGGAUCAAUUUGUGGGAACAUGGAAAAUGAUUUCCAGUGACAAUUUUGACGAAUACAUGAAGGCACUGGGUGUGGGCUUUGCCACUCGUCAGGUGGGAAACAGGACCAAGCCUAACUUCAUCCUCAGCGUCGACAACCAAGGAUUGAUCAGCAUGAAGUCGCAGAGCACUUUUAAAACUACCGAGGUCAAAUUCAAGUUGAACGAGUCGUUUGAGGAGACCACUGCCGAUGACAGAAAGACCACGACCGUGGUGAGCCUCGAGAACGGAAAACUGGUGCAAAAACAGACCUGGGAUGGCAAGGAGACCACAUUAGAAAGGGAAUUGAAUGAUGGAAAAUUAAUAGCGACCUGCAGGAUGGGAGACGUGGUAGCGGUGAGGACUUAUGUGAAAGAAGCAUGAACCUGGUUUGAACCUGGUGUUUUUUUGGAGAUGCCUGGCUCAGUUCAAUGAGCAGUCAUUUAUUGUUCUUGUUUUCUUCUGUUCAUUCAUUUUGGACACUAAAGCCUUUGCAUGCAGUGUGUUCCCAGAUGCAUUUGAGAUUAAUCUGUGUUAUGCAUUGAAUAAAGAUUUGAUCAUAUCUGCCUUUAA
Silurus meridionalis is the source of this 676-nucleotide messenger RNA. It is a transcript of the gene fabp4a, whose product is annotated as fatty acid binding protein 4a. NCBI's taxonomy places the organism in Eukaryota, Metazoa, Chordata, Actinopteri, Siluriformes, Siluridae. The transcript has 4 exons. The coding region runs from base 83 to 487 and encodes 134 amino acids. Gene Ontology annotation, biological process: fatty acid transport. The record is from RefSeq and is a predicted model, not a curated record. Gene Ontology annotation, molecular function: fatty acid binding. Gene Ontology annotation, cellular component: nucleus; cytosol.